AGUGUCAUCAUAUCCCAAAGUACAUAGUACCGUUGUUUACCUUAUAAUUAUUCCGUCAAGGAUACCCCUAAUUUGUCAUUUCCGAUAACUAAUUAACUUAUUUUCGUUUUGGCCGUCAAGCAUUCUUACUAUUAUUCACUAUUCAUCGAGUAGGUAAUAGAGAACUUAUCGCUUAUCCACUAGUUACAGUAGUUCAUUCACUCGAGUCACUAAUUUAGAAGUAAAAAUUUGUUAAGUGGCAAUAUUGACGCUUCCGUACAGUGAGAACAGCGGUUAAUAUGUUUGAAUUAUUGAUAGUUACAGCAUUGUGCUUUUUUGGUGCACACAGUCAAGUGCUGAACACUGGGAAGUGUCCUAAAAUCGAGAGUGUUCAGCAGGAUUUCGAUUUGAAUAAGUAUCUAGGCAAAUGGUACGAACAAGAAAAAUACUUCACAAUUUUCGAACUAGAUGGAAGAUGUAUCUCAGCAACAUACUCCUUAGCUGAUGAUGGAACAGUCAAAGUUCUGAACCAGCAGAUUGACAAAUUGACAAAUAAGACCAGAUCCAUUGAGGGGUCUGCAAAGCCACAAGGAGAUGGUAAAGAGGCAAAAUUGUCAGUGAACUUCGGCAAUUUCGGGAAUUUACCGAUUCACAUCGAUGCACCUUAUUGGAUCCUUGAAACAGACUACGUAAGCUAUGCUGUUGUUUGGUCAUGCACGGAUUUUGGAAUAUUGAGCACAAAAUUUGCAUGGAUUCUCACGAGAGAACGAAAUCCACCAUCGGAAGUGUUAGAGAAAAGUCAUGCAGUAUUCGAUAAAUUCAACUUGAACAAGAAGAGUUUGCAAAAAACAGACCAAGAAAAUUGUCCGGAGGAUAUAUGAGAAGAACAACAGAUCAAGUUACAUAAUAAAAUUAUUUGAUUUAUUUGAUAUGCCUGGAAACUUCAAUGAGUAGAUAUCUUUUACAAAGCAAUAAUGAAUAUAAUGAAAAUAAACUCCA
This is a messenger RNA of Coccinella septempunctata (seven-spotted ladybird), 978 nucleotides long. Its product is annotated as apolipoprotein D-like. The transcript has 5 exons. Gene Ontology annotation, biological process: lipid transport; tissue regeneration; brain development. The coding region runs from base 279 to 860 and encodes 193 amino acids. Gene Ontology annotation, molecular function: lipid binding. NCBI's taxonomy places the organism in Eukaryota, Metazoa, Arthropoda, Insecta, Coleoptera, Coccinellidae. The record is from RefSeq and is a predicted model, not a curated record.